UAUAGAAAAAAUUAUGGAAACUAUUGCAUCUAGCGAGAAGUAUUUGAAAAAAGUUGACAGUAUCGAUUACAAGCUUAAUCGGUUGGACAUCGAAGUUCACGACAAAACAAAUGAUAUUUUAAAAUAUCUGGGUGAAAUAAUGAAAUCGAUUCGAGGACAAGGAACGGUGUUCAAGGCGGGGUCGAUGAUGGAUCACCUGAUAACGGAGGUGGGCGCCGUGAAGAAGAUGCUGAUGCUGCAGGGCACGCCGCGCGCCGCCGCCCCCGGCCCCUCUGUGGGGCGCACGGUGGACUCGGGGCUGGAGGAGCGGCUGUCGCAGCUGGAGGGCUCGGUGCGCACCGCCGCGGCCGGCAUCGACACCAUCAUGGCCACCAUCGCCGAGGUCAAGAACCGCCCCUACUCCUCCAAGGAUCAUAAAUCUGAGCCGAUGGCGGUCGACACUUCAAGCCUCAUCUCCGAAUUCCGAAGGACUUUGCUGGAGCAUAAAUCAGCUAAAAAAUGUGAUUGCAACUUUGCGCGCAGGACGUCAAGCCGCAUUGACAGGUCGGAGCGUUACCCACUGGACUGCUACGAGAUCCAGAUGCAGGGCUUCAACGUGUCCGGCAUCUUUAAGAUCCACCCCGACGGCACGGACCCCUUCUACGUGCUGUGCGACCUCUCCACCGCGGGCGGCGGCUGGACGGUGUUCCAAAACCGUUUCGACGGGUCUCAAGAUUUCUACAAAAGCUGGACCGACUACAAGUACGGGUUCGGAAACCUGGCGGGCGAGUUCUGGUUGGGGCUGGACAAGCUGCACUACCUCACCAACCAGAAGCUGUACGAGCUGCGCGUCGAGCUGGAGACGCAGAACGGGCACGAGGCCUACGCCGCCUACUCCGUGCUCACCAUCGGCCCCGAGUACGAGGGCUACCGGAUGAGCACUCUGGGCACGUAUUAUGGGACGGCUGGCGAUUCUCUAUCAUACCACGCCGGGCAGAAGUUCUCGGCUAUGGAUAUGGACCACGACGAGUGGAAGGACGGCUCGUGCGCGGUCGAGCACGGCGGAGCCUGGUGGUACAAGGAAUGCGACAAGAGUAACCUAAACGGAUUAUACGUGAACUCGGACGAGCGGCGCGCGCACACCAUCUACUGGAUCUCGUUCAAGGGCCCCAGCCUGCCGAUCACGCGCACCAAGAUGAUGAUCCGCCCGCUGCCCGCGCGCCGCCCCGUCGACUACCCCGAUCAAAUGCGGCAUAUGACGGAGAUGCGCAGCGACGUGCAGGGUCACGUGAAGCCCUUGCACGGCAAAGCCGUGAAGAGCAAGGCGCGCCGCCCCGACUACCGCCUCGGCCAGCCCACCGGCGGCGACAACUUUUACACCGGCUACACGUAGCGCCCAGGUCCACCCCGGCCUCUCACUAAAACACUCAUCUAUACUUUUAGACGGCCGCUUCUCCUAGGCUGGAAACAGUGCUCGACCGGUGGUCUAUGCGUAUCAUACGCGCCGAUCGCACGCGCUGGUGAUCAGUCGUGAUCAAGCGUUUAGAUGCGACCGACGGCCGACGCGGACGGUACGAUGCGUACGCUAGUUAAAUUGUACGUUAUCCGUCGCUUAGAUCAGCGUCGCAUUGAACGCACGUAAGGUACAACUUCGACGCACGUCAGUCAACCGACGAGCUCUACCGAUGGUCACCGUACGCGCGUAACAGUAAAUCAGCGCUGUACUGUAAUUCUUCAUACAUUUUCAAUUUUUCAUUGAUAGAAUAUAACUACGGCAAGCACUGUUUCUAGCCUAAACCUACACGCCAAGACAUAGAGCCCGCCUGGCGGACAUACAUUGCAUCCUCACCUCAGCCGGUUGCUAUUUUGCUUCCAAUUUUAUCACUUAUCCACGAUGAGACAUCUGUCACUCUCACACUGACAUAGUUGCAAAAGCGUGACAGAUACUUUAUCCCAUCUUUAUCCACACAAGUGAUAAAAUUGGAAGCCUAAUACGCCGGCAGGGCUGACACUAACAGAAAGGUUUCAAAUGAAAAUACCUACUUCUGAUUAUUCUGAAUGUAAAUACUUCUGUUCUGAUUAUUAUGUAUGUCGUCGAAAAGUAGGUACGCACAGUUGAUUAUUAUAUUUUAUUAGUUCGCCUUAUAUUUUUAUUUACUUCACCUAAUGCGAUUAGGAAAUAAAAAUUAUUAUCAGUCAGUUACGUUGUAUAAUACACAGGUAUACCUAAGUUAGGUUUACGAAUAUUUAGUAACUACAGGUGCACACUUUAUUUCAACAGCACUCAUAGGAUGAUUUGUGAAAAAUUUGGAGGAAAAUACACCAAGAAAUUCAGUAUUCAGUACCGACCUAACAGCAUUCUAAUUUCUAAGCUACAUUUCUCAGAAGAAUACAUUAAAUCAGUAAUCAUUAUACAUAACUGCACUACAACUGCAUGGAAGCAAAACGUAACAAGUAGCUUUGAACAGUUACGGUAAUUAGUACGAUUGUGCACAAAAAAUAACGUCGCAACUUUUAUUACAAAAGGAUCCAUUUGAAGUUUUCGACCCGGGGUUUUUUCCAACUGACUUGAGCACCGAUGUAAGACUGAUUUUUCUGUGUUAUUUCGUGUGUGCAAUAUUAAUAAAUGUUGAUGAAUUAGC
Molecule: messenger RNA, 2621 nt
Organism: Leguminivora glycinivorella
Lineage: Eukaryota; Metazoa; Arthropoda; Insecta; Lepidoptera; Tortricidae
Product: angiopoietin-related protein 7-like
Exons: 8
Coding region: 14-1372 (452 amino acids)
Source: RefSeq, a predicted model, not a curated record